UUCUUCUUCUUCUUCCUCUUCCUCAACCCAACUAAUUCUCCGAUGGUGGCCGCCACCCACCCAGAUAUAAUUCUCGAGACCUGCAGGCGCUGCGCCAAGGGUGAUCCCAACCUGAACUACGCUCUGUGCGUGGAAUCCCUUGCAUCGGUGCCCAAGAGCCAUCACUCCGACGUGCGAGGGCUGGCGAUCGUAGCAGUGAAGCUGUCCAAGGCCAAAAUGAAGCAUGCCAAGUCCAUGGUGAAGAAGCUCUUGAAGGCGAAACCGAUGGGACGGUACAUGAAGAAUUGCUUGCUGACCUGCAAAGAUAUCUAUUCCGAUUCGAUAUCCAACCUCAAGGACUCCUUGAAGGCGAUCAAGUCCGGCCAGUACAAGGAUGCCAAUAUACAGAUUAGUGGCGCAGUAGAUGCCCCAGGUAAUUGCGAGGAUAGCUUCCAAGAUGGGAAUAUCAAGUCGCCGUUGAUAGGGGAGAACAAGGACCUGUUCGGGCUCGCCGUCAUUGCUCUUGGCAUCACCGCCCUCCUCGGACACGUGGCUCACCUAACAAUCCUCCAGAGAAGAUUCGCUGGCGCCGUUUUCUACUAACGGAAGUCGUUGGUAUUGAGGAAAAUCGCUCUCAAAACAAAGGUUCUGAAUUUUUUGUUUCAUAUUUUUUAUACCAUAAUUGGAGCUGUUGAUAGAAUGCCUCUUCCAAGGUACUGUGUAAUUCAAUGGAUAACUUAAUCUAGCAUACGGUAUACGUGCCCAUACGAAGUACUGCAAGAUUGUAUGCUUCAUGUCCAACACGGUGUAUCUAUGUGUCUCGGUGCCGUAUCAUGUUUCGAAAUUUUGGCAAAGUUAUAGUUUUCUCCUGCA
Messenger RNA from Elaeis guineensis (African oil palm), 852 nucleotides. RefSeq names its product putative invertase inhibitor. Gene Ontology annotation, molecular function: enzyme inhibitor activity. Lineage: Eukaryota; Viridiplantae; Streptophyta; Magnoliopsida; Arecales; Arecaceae. The record is from RefSeq and is a predicted model, not a curated record.